AUGGCUUUACUAUCCUCUUCAUCUCUAAUGUUCACUGUGCGAAGGUGCCAACCACAGCUGGUACCUCCAGCUGCACCCACUCCUCGUGAAUUUAAAAUACUAUCUGACAUAGAUGAUCAAAAAAGUCUCCGUUGCAAUAUUCUUCUCAUCUUUAUCUAUCAUCAUGAACCAUUAAUGACAAAGAAAGACCCUGUUAAGGUUCUUAGACAUGCACUCUCACAAGUACUUGUGCAUUACUAUCCAUUUGCGGGAAGGAUUAGGGAAGGAGUUGGACAAAAGUUAAUGGUGGAUUGUACUGGUGAGGGUGUCAUGUUCAUUGAAGCUGAAGCUAAUGUAACACUUGAUGACUUUGGUGACGGUUUGCAUCCCCCAUUCCCAUGCGUCGAUGAACUUCUAUACGAUGUUCCAGAUUCGGUACUAAAUAUUGAUCGUCCCAUUCGACUUAUACAGGUCAAGUUAUAUUAUUUCUCACAUCCUUUAAAUUUUACAGGCCUCACUUUUAACUUAAUCACCGUUUUUCUCAAUGGAGGAUUGAUAUCAUCAUAG
Molecule: messenger RNA, 546 nt
Organism: Medicago truncatula (barrel medic)
Lineage: Eukaryota; Viridiplantae; Streptophyta; Magnoliopsida; Fabales; Fabaceae
Product: benzyl alcohol O-benzoyltransferase
Exons: 1
Coding region: 1-546 (181 amino acids)
Source: RefSeq, a predicted model, not a curated record